Messenger RNA from Dichotomopilus funicola, 1599 nucleotides. RefSeq lists its product as uncharacterized. Gene Ontology annotation, cellular component: nucleus; cytoplasm. The transcript is spliced from 3 exons. Gene Ontology annotation, molecular function: protein serine/threonine phosphatase activity. Bases 1 to 1599 code for a protein of 532 amino acids. The record is from RefSeq and is a predicted model, not a curated record. Lineage: Eukaryota; Fungi; Ascomycota; Sordariomycetes; Sordariales; Chaetomiaceae.
AUGGGCAACCAGAAUUCCAAGGAUGCCAGCGCCGGCUCCAAGGGCACCGGAAGCGGCGACGACGCGCUGCAGUCGUACCCCUCCUUCAGCCGCUCGGACACCAGGGACUCGUCGCGCUCGUUCCGCUCGCUCCGAUCCAAAAUCCCAGGCUCCGGAAAGACAGACAGCCCCAGGGGCUCGACUAUCCUGUCGAACGGCGAUUCCUCCUUAGAGAGAUCCGACGUGGGUUCGCCCACGCCGGGGAAGAAUGGGAGAUCUCCGCAUGGCCGCGGCAACCGCUCUGAUUCUCUUCCUAGCCCGAGUUCACCUUCCUCACCCGAUGCUGCCGGAGUAGGGUCCCCGCUUUCCGAGGAGAUCCCGCCGCCAUCCCCUAUCCAGUCGCAAUCCAUGAAGGUGGGAACACAUGACGUCGCGGCCGCUCAAGCGAGCGGAGAGGUCGAUCAGGUCUCCGACCAGCCGCCCUCUGGCUCGGCGGGUGCGGAUCUGGCUGCACAACAGCCUGGGCAGAGUAUUUUGGUCAAGCGCGGGGAUACCGCGAUUCCGGUGUAUGACAGUUAUACGCAGGGCUCCUCCAAGGACGAGAAUGGAACAGGAAUCGCCAUGAACGACAUCCAGGAUAUCGACCUCGAUGACUUCAUCAAACGCCUGUUGGAUGCGGCUUACGCUGGAAAGGUCACGAAGAGCGUGUGCCUGAAGAAUGCCGAGAUCACCGCCAUCUGCCAUCGCGCCCGCGAAGUUCUGUUGUCUCAGCCGGCGCUGCUUGAGCUGGACGCUCCGGUCAAGAUCGUCGGCGACGUUCACGGUCAAUACACGGAUCUGAUCCGCAUGUUUGAGAUGUGUGGGUUCCCGCCCAAGUCCAACUACUUGUUCCUCGGCGACUACGUGGACCGCGGCAAGCAAUCGCUCGAGACGAUCCUGCUGCUGCUCUGCUACAAGCUCAAGUACCCCGAGAACUUCUUCCUCCUUCGUGGCAAUCACGAGUGUGCCAAUGUCACCCGAGUGUACGGCUUCUACGACGAAUGCAAGCGGAGGUGCAACGUCAAGGUGUGGAAGACCUUCAUCGAUACGUUCAACUGCCUGCCCAUCGCCGCCAUUGUGGCCGGCAAGAUUUUUUGCGUUCACGGUGGCCUAUCACCGGCGCUCAGCCACAUGGACGACAUCCGAAACAUUGCGCGGCCGACGGAUGUCCCCGACUAUGGCCUUCUCAACGAUUUGCUCUGGUCUGAUCCAGCCGAUAUGGAGCAGGAUUGGGAGGCCAACGAGCGAGGCGUUAGUUAUUGCUUCGGGAAGAAGGUCAUUACGGACUUCCUGGCGGCCAACGACUUCGACCUGGUCUGCCGGGCUCACAUGGUGGUGGAGGAUGGUUACGAGUUUUUCACGGACCGUGUCUUGGUCACCGUAUUCAGCGCACCGAACUACUGCGGAGAGUUUGAUAACUGGGGCGCUGUCAUGUCCGUGUCAACCGAGCUCCUGUGCAGCUUCGAGCUGCUCAAGCCCUUGGAUUCAAACGCCCUCAAGCACCACAUCAAGAAGGGCAGGAACAAGCGAGCCCAGAUGCUUAACAGCCCACCUGCUGGGUUGUACCCCCAAAGCGUUUGA